AUGAUAAUCAGCAAGAACACGAUUAAGUUGGGAGCAAUCCGUCAAUUUGCAAAGGCUUUGACGAAAACUCCCGCCGCUCAAGUGAGACUGUUCUCAAGCGCAUUUCGAUCUUCUUCUGCUCAGAUUGAAGUGGAUGCAAGUGUAACACGUGGCAGCAUGAGACGAAUCACCAUGACACCCGACGUCAGGAGCCCCAUGAUGCCAGAACUUCAACCAGAAGUUAUCCAACCUGUUUGGGACAACUCUCUCACAACUCCUGCACUCACAACUCCUACUCAUCACCAUGACAACUCCUGCUCUCACGUCGUUUACAAGGGUCCAGGACAUCCUCUCUGUUUUGAGACUGGUCUUCCCAUGCCGGAGAUACUGCAUCCCACUGAUGUCAUCAUUAAGGUACUGAAAACAACAAUUUGCGGGACAGAUCUCCAUAUUCUGAAGGGGAACGUGUCAUCUUGUGAACCAGGAACGAGACUUGGACACGAGGGUAUUGGAGAGAUCGUACAAGUUGGUUCAAACGUUCAAAAGCGAAGAGUUGGCGAAAGAGUCCUGGUGAACACGACUACCCAAUGUGGCGUAUGUGACAACUGCAGAAUUCAGUUCCAUGGUCACUGUGUGGAUGGGGGCUGGCAGCUGGGUAAUACCAUUGACGGGAUGCAAGGAACCCAUGCUCGGGUACCUCAUGCAGAUUUCAGUACACAGCUCAUCCCGAAGGAUGUGUGGGAUACUGACAUAGAGGAUGCUAUAGUCAUGUGCUCGGAUAUCCUCCCAACGGGAUUAGAAGUAGGUUUGUUGGACGGAGCUAUCAAGCCUGGAAUGAGUAUAGCUAUCGUGGGAGUAGGUCCGGUUGGUCUGGCGUCUCUUAUCACUGCAGGGUCCUAUCAACCUGGGGAACUCUUCGUUAUUGAUACCAACAGUCAUAGACUGGACACAUGUGUGGAGCUGAAGAACACAACAGAUGGACUAACCACUGUUCCCCUACACACGAUAGACAACAGUGCAGGAACAGCGGUGGAAGAAGUGAUGACCCUGACACACGGACACGGGGUCGACCUCGUGGUGGAAGCGAUAGGAGUUCCUGUCGGGUGGUACAUCUGCCAGGACAUCGUUAAAGCAGGAGGUCACAUCGCGAUGCUGGGAGUUCACGGCAAGUCAGCCACCAUCAACCUAGAGAGAAUGUGGCACCGCAACUUCAGGUUCAGCGCUGGACUCGUCCAUGGGUAUACGAUACCCUCCCUCGUUCAUAAGCAAAAAAAGGAGUCUGAUCCUCCGUUUUUACGCCCACUCCUGUCCACCUCUGUUCAGGAUACCAGUACGUUCAGUUAUUUCUGUUUCCGAACAACCGCCGGUUUUAGAUUCAAAUUAGGGUCAGAAGGUGCUCCUCAGGAGAAAUUAAAGCUCUCUAUCUCGGAAUACAAUGAGUAUCUCAAGGCGUUUGAGGAACUGGACAAGGACAAAACUGGUGUUCUGAGGCCAGCAGAGCUGUUUGAAGCUUGCCAGAACCUAGGAGUAGAGCUGUCCAUACAGGACGCUAUAAACAUUGUCAAUGAGGUAGAUACGAACAGGAAUGGGGUAAUAGACUUGGAGGAGUUUCUGAUAAUCAUGGCGGGCGGGGCUACAGAGAGAAUUGUAGACAACAGACUUCAGAGACUGGUGGAACUUCACAUUAAGGAGGAAAGGACUGAGAGAAUCCCCACUCAGCGCAGUGGUGGUGGGGUGUAGUGGUGUUAUAUGUGCCACCCUAUCCCCACUCAGCGCAGUGGUGGUGGGGUGUAGUGGUGUUAUAUGUGCCACCUUAUCAGCGCAGUGGUGGUGGGGUAUAGUGGUGUUAUAUGUGCCACCUUAUCGGACCUUACUUGACCGGACAUUGAGUAAAAGGCGGUGAUACACUAGGGCCUCUAGCGUCCAAUUAAUUUCCGUUCAAAUAAAGUCCGAUAGGGUACUGAUUUAUAGUGUAUAGCGGAAGGGAUAGUUGACUUAGUAAACCAGAUUUGUUUGAAAGCGUCAACAUUCAAAUUACAUCUUUUAGGGUGGAAGUACAUUUUCUUU
Messenger RNA from Bolinopsis microptera, 2046 nucleotides. Its product is annotated as NADP-dependent isopropanol dehydrogenase-like. Lineage: Eukaryota; Metazoa; Ctenophora; Tentaculata; Lobata; Bolinopsidae. The coding region runs from base 1 to 1719 and encodes 572 amino acids. The record is from RefSeq and is a predicted model, not a curated record. The transcript has 13 exons. Gene Ontology annotation, molecular function: zinc ion binding; oxidoreductase activity; calcium ion binding.